CGAAAAUGGCAUUCUACAAAUCAUUCUCUCUCACCGCCGCCCUCCUCGUCGGCCUCUUCUCCUUCUCCGUCGCCCAAAUACUCACCUAUCCACCGCCGCCGCCGCAAUCUCAAUCCCUAGCCAACGCUGUCGACACUCUCUCCGACUCCGGCUACUUCGCCAUGUCUCUCACUAUUGAGCUCAUUGCGGAAACUCUCAUCCACUCCACCUCCUCAUCCGCCGAUGAUACGAUCGCCGCUCUCACCAUCUUCUCGCCGCCGGACUCCGUCUUCGCCGCCGUCGGCCAGCCGUCGCUGCGUCAUCUCGUCCUCCACUUCUCCCCUCUCGCCCUCUCCAUCUCCGCCCUCCGUUCCCUCCCUCUAGGCUCCGAAAUCCCCAAUCUCUCCCCCUCCAGUUCCCUCUACAUUACCGCUUCGUCCUCCUCCGACGACCAUUAUCAAAUCUCCAUCAACGGCGUCAACAUCUCCACCUCGCCAAUAUUCGACGAUGGCUCUGUAAUCGUGUUCACCGUCGAUGAUUUCUUCGCCGCCAAUUUCACACCGCCAGUGCCCGCUCCAAUCAACCCUAGCUCUGUCAAUAUAUUCGACUGCAAAUUGCGCCCAUUUUCGAUGCUAAAUGAGGCCUCCGCGGUGCUGAAAUCGAGGGGGUAUUCAAUAAUGGCGUCAUUCCUGGAUUUGCAGUUAUUCGGAUUUAUGAGCACUUCACCUAUUAAACUCACUGUUUUUGCUCCGGUAGACGGGGCAUUGAUCCAGUUCUCCGGCGAUGUAAUGGUGUAUCAGUCAGUGUUGAUGAGACACGUGCUGCCAUGCGCUUUGAAUUGGACAGAGCUGAAUGAGAUUGGGCAGGGUAGUGGAGCAGCUUUCCAGGACUAUGUGAAGCAGUUUAGCAUGAAUGUAAGAAGUGCUAAUAGCGAGGUUUUCGUGAAUGGGAUUCGAAUUUCAAUUCCAGAUAUGUAUCAUAAUGACUGGGUUGUGAUUCAUGGACUGAAUGAGAUGAUUCCCCUGCCAGAUGAGUUCGAAAUCAGAAAAGAAUUUACUUUGAUAAAUAGGAGUUACAUGGAGGUUUCUCCUUCCUCGGAUCACAGAGAAUUUUGAGUUUCUGUAAGGCUUUUGCUU
Messenger RNA from Ipomoea triloba (trilobed morning glory), 1115 nucleotides. Its product is annotated as putative fasciclin-like arabinogalactan protein 20. The record is from RefSeq and is a predicted model, not a curated record. NCBI's taxonomy places the organism in Eukaryota, Viridiplantae, Streptophyta, Magnoliopsida, Solanales, Convolvulaceae. The transcript has a single exon. The coding region runs from base 6 to 1094 and encodes 362 amino acids.